Molecule: messenger RNA, 2154 nt
Organism: Chaetomium strumarium
Lineage: Eukaryota; Fungi; Ascomycota; Sordariomycetes; Sordariales; Chaetomiaceae
Product: peptidase S28
Exons: 4
Coding region: 263-1945 (560 amino acids)
Biological process (GO): proteolysis
Molecular function (GO): serine-type exopeptidase activity; dipeptidyl-peptidase activity
Source: RefSeq, a predicted model, not a curated record
AUUCGUCAGCGCCAGGGGGCUUUCAACACGCUGAUUGUUUUGCCUAGAAUAGGAAGUUGUGAAAGUCCGGGACCACUCUGGCACUCUCAAGCUCUGUUACCUUCCCCUUUCGCGGGCCUCCUGGUGAUCGGCUCUUAUUAUGGGCGGUAGGGCCUGAGCGGGACGAUAAUGCUAACUGUUAAAAGGUAGGUAAGUGCCCCGUUCUGUUGCAUCUCCCUAUUUGUCUGCGUGCCUUUCCCUCCCGGUCGAUCGAUAAGACAAGAUGUCAGCACGCCGAAGACUCGGCUUGGCCUUCGCGGGUGUCAUCCACCUCGUUACCGGCCUUGGAUUUGAUGGCGCGUUCCGGACCUCUUUGACGCUGCGAAAUUUCAAGGAGCAGCUGGAUUCUACAUCUCACGCUGCGCUGGUGGCCGGGGAUCUCGAGUCGCUAUACCCAGCUCGCACCAUCCAGGUUCCCAUAGACCACUUCCACAAUGAAUCGCUCUACGAGCCGCACUCCAAUGACACCUUCGCCCUGCGCUACUGGUUUGAUGCUAGCCACUACAGGAAGGGCGGGCCCGUCAUUGUCUUGCAGAGCGGCGAAACCAGCGGCGUUGGGCGUCUUCCCUUCCUGCAAAAGGGGAUCGUGGCCCAGUUAGCCCAGGCUACCCACGGCCUGGGUGUGAUCCUAGAGCACCGUUACUAUGGAGAGAGUUAUCCCACCCCGGACUUCAGCACCGAGAACCUCCGCUUCUUGACGACGGAGCAGGCCGUUGCCGACAUGGCCUACUUUGCCCAGCAUGUCGUAUUUGAGGGACUGGAACACUUGGACCUGACGGCACGCAGUGCAGCCUACAUCGCUUACGGCGGUUCCUAUGCCGGGGCGUUCGUCGCCUUCCUGCGGAAGCUGUAUCCGGACGUCUACUGGGGUGCCAUCUCUUCGUCUGGCGUUCCCGAGGCCAUUUAUGAUUACUGGCAGUAUUACGAGGCGGCCCGCCUGUUUGCCCCGUCCGACUGUGUGGUCAACACGCAGAAGCUGACACACAUGGUCGACAACAUUCUCAUCGGCAAGGCAGAGACCGAGUAUGUGCCGCGUCUAAAAGCAGCCUUUGGACUCGGCAAUCUCACGUUCAACAACGACUUUGCCAACACCAUCUCGUUUGGCAUCGCGGGCUUGCAAGGUCUAAACUGGGAUCCCGCCUUGAACAACACGGAAUUUGGCCGCUACUGCAACAACAUCAGCUCCCCGGUUCUGCUCUACCCAGGCGCCGCAAGCCUCAGGUCCGAGGCCAGAGAACUGCUCACGGCGGGCGGCUACGGUGCCGAAGCUGACAGUCUCAUCAACCAACUGCUCAACUACAUAGGCUAUGUCAACGUGACAAUGGUGCAGUCCUGUCUCGACAGGAGCCAAGACGCCUGCUUCUCCAACCACAACUCGACCUUUUAUCAGCAGGACGACCUCAAGCAGGAUUGGAGACUCUGGGCGUACCAGUAUUGCUUUGAAUGGGGCUAUCUCCAGACCGGCUCCGGUGUCCCCGCGGAUCAGCUGCCCCUAAUUUCCCGCCUCAUCGACAUCGACUACCUCUCCCUCGUGUGUCGCGAAGCGUUCAACAUCACGACCCCUGCCCAGGUCGAGCGCAUCAACAAGCACGGCGGCGUCAACAUCAGCUACCCGCGCCUGGCCUUCGUCGACGGGGAGAGGGAUCCCUGGCGGUACGCUUCGCCGCACCGAAUCGGGCUGCCGGAGCGUAGGAGCACGGUCAGUGAGCCGUUUAUCCUUAUCGAUGACGGUGUACACCACUGGGACGAGAACGGGCUAUUUCCCAACGAGACGACGGCCGACCUGCCGCCCAAGCCUGUCGCACAGGCUCAGAGAGCGGAAGCACAGUUCGUGAGGGCGUGGCUGAAGGAGUGGAGCAAGACGAGAUGUAGGGGUAGCAAGCCGGGAACAUGUGUGGUUGAGUGAGGUAACUAACUCGAAGCAGCAGACUCGUACAGGGAGGAGGAUUGGGAAGAUCUAUGACGGAGCAUUGUGCCAUUGCGGGCAUAUUUCAUGUCAAGGUCUGGGAGGUUUGUAUAGAAGUGGUGUCCAUUUUGGACAGAAAGCGAAGUCAAUUGUAUAAAGGGGUAUAAAAGGGGUAUCUAUCAUUCCAACCGAUCAUCGCAUACAAGACA